This is a messenger RNA of Dicrocoelium dendriticum, 351 nucleotides long. The record is from the annotation of a GenBank genome assembly. Lineage: Eukaryota; Metazoa; Platyhelminthes; Trematoda; Plagiorchiida; Dicrocoeliidae.
AUGUGCCUAUUUUCGGUGUGCAAUAAACGUCUACCCCCCUGUCGUGUCGUUCUCGCUACAUUUGGAUCUAAGAAAGGCAUUCCGACAUAUACAGCCAGUCGACUUCAGCGCUGGGCAAAUCUGCUCCUUGGGUAUGAUUUUGGCAUGCGGUUUUUGUCCACUGACUCUAUUGGACAAGCGGACGCCCUGUCCAGAUUGAUCAAUACCGGUAGACGCGAUCAAGAAGACGCAGUCAUUGCAUCCAUUGCAGCCGAAUCGGACGUCAGCUACAUGAUACAAGACGCAGUGUGUAACUUGCCAGUGAAUGGUUUAAUGGUUGCGCAAGCCACUAAACAGGACGCUGUGCUGUAA